UGCAUUCUGGGAGUCUCCGCUCGAGCGCUACCGAACUGGCAGGCAUCAGGGCAUGGAAUAUUGUUACGCAGCUGGACAAAAAUUCCCCGACAAAUUUCGGCUUUUCCCACCACAUUUUUCUGAAAACUGAACUCAAAGCAUUAAAACACCAUGAGCGAUAAGUCAUUGGAGGACUUCUUUGCGAAGAAAGACAAGAGCAAAAAGAGUAAAAGCAAGAGCAAAUUUGCGAAAAGCACGACGGAAGAAAUCGCCAAGCGACUCACCGAAGCCGAUCUGAAGAAGGAGCGAAAAGAAAAAGAGAAAGAAAAGCCACCGCCUCCAAAAGAAACAGAGGACAAAAGUAAAGUAAAGGAUAUCAUAGGGGACGAAGAUGAUUGGAGAGACAAUGAGGAGGAAAAGGAAAAAGACUACAGUGGGUUGAAGAUCCAGCUACAAAUAAGUGCAAAUCCUGAUCAAGAUGUGGAGGAAGAGGAAGAAGAAGAACUGGAUGAGAACGGGGAACCAGUCAAGAGCAAAGGAGCAGGGCAUAGUGGGCCGUGGAAAAAGAUAGACGCAGAUGGGGACAAAGAAGCAGAGGCCGCCCCGCCCCCGAAACCCGCAGAGCCAGUAGCUCCAGCAUCCAAUGUGGUGGUCGGCGGGAAGUAUGUACCACCCAGCAUGCGCGGCCAGCAGGCCGGUAGCAAAUCUAGUAUGACCCCUUCCAGGUUAACCGGGAGGAGCAAGACCGCUCCACAGAUCUCCAGUGAGCAAGAGUUCCCCUCCUUAGCAGCCAGCUCCGAUAUAGCUAAACACACUGACAAGAACUCCGACAAGAAUUUUGAAAAGGUGACGAGGGGAGGUCCAAGCAUAACCAACCCCGGAAGCCAAGGACCCAAGCUGGAUCUAGAAAACCGCUUUGCAGCCCUCGGACAAAACUGACACUUGGGAAGCUGUCCCAAACCCCUAGAGAACGAGAAAUUACACCCAAAAAAAACACAAACUGAAUUUAUGAAACUCACUCAUCAUGAUCAUUGAUCGUCCUAAAAGUGCUGAGGUGCUGGCUGUGUACAUAGACCUGAAAAGAAUGAGAGUGUUUAAAAGUCGGAAACUAUAACUCAUCUGACAGGGAUGGAAAAAAUCAGCAGAGGCUUCCAGUGAUUGGCAAGGGAUCGUGAUAUUGGGGAAUUUUUCAUUCUCUUGAAGGAAUGGUAGCGGAGUCGGACAUCCUGGACCUGCUGUAAAUACAUUGAUGGAUACGUUGAGACUCGACACUGGAAUUCUAACCCUGCCUACAGAGGUCAACGAUGCAUCAACGGUUAAAGUUUGUACCUGUCUGUGAUUAGGUUUCUACGCAGGAUCACUGCUUAUUUGAGAUCUUCCGCAACUUGAUUUGAAGGAUGUCUCCUCAAAAUUAUGAAAAAUAUUAAAAUGUACACAUUUGAAUCAUGCUACUCCAGUAGAUGUUAUUGGUUCUUUUGGGGUCGGAUAUUUUUGUUUUUCAUUUCAGGGUGCAAACUUAUAACAAAAAGGGCUAGUUUUUCAUGGGACACCGCUAGCCAUACUGUACUUUCAAACUGUGAUCGUGACUUGAAGACAGCAAUGCCAUUAUUGGAAUAAGUCUUCCUGCACUUACUGAAUGGCUUCUGUUAUAAAUAUAUGUGUUUUGGAAAGCGUAUACUUUCAAUUUGUUGCCCAGUGGACAAACACUUUCAUUACAUAUACAAGCCAUGUGGGACUGGAUAACUUUUAAUUUUGCAUCGAUCAAUAGGGAAUAGGGGAUUGCAAAGGGGCAUUCAAUUUAAAUCUUUACUGUCUCUGCAUAAAAAAUGGCAUUUGCCAAUCUGUACUACACCCAAAAGCUUUUGAAUUUUUUUCUCACUAGCCCUCAGACAACACCGAGUAUACAGUGUUUAUAAAAUAGUUGGCGUACUCGGCGAAGGGCAAAACCCAAUAUAAAAUUGAUAUCUCCCUGAUGCACUUCCACCUUGUAUUGUAACAAAACAAUCUGUGCUAGGAGGUGCUCAACUUUUUGUGUGCUUCUUGUGGUGAAAAUGUGCGAAUGGCUGUCAAGUGACGGACUGGAAUCCUGGCCUAAUAUGAUGGGUAGUGACCUCAAGUGGCCUGAGAUUUCAUUGGUUGCUAUCUACCUUGCCGGUUCUUCCUUUCCUGUUGUCCGAUUGGCCAAAUACUCAAGUGUGCAUAGAUGUGGAACACAUUGGUUGUGUUGGAGUAGCUAACACAUGUAAGUAAAUGUACACAAGAGCGUUCGAUUAGCCAUCACGGGAUGCUCGUGGCUGCACCGGUAUCAACCACCACUCACGAGCAGGUCUCUGGUGGAUGCCCAGAUGUAAUGAUGUAGCUGGACAAAUUGGGUGCUAGAUUGAAAAUGACGGGAACUUGAAUUGAAUUCGAAGAACUACAUGUAGAGUACAAAUGUAGAGAUUUGUUACUCAAACAAAAUGCAGUUUACGUUAACGGGAUCAAUUGGACAGACAUAUUUUUGAUAAUUCAGAGCAUGUCUUCGGAUUCCAGCAUUGAUUGAUCUUGUUACAAUGAUAAAACCUAAUUCCAUUUUACCAGCGGAGCAGACGACAGUAUGUCUGGUGUGUUUACAUUCCCGCCAUGUAACACCCUUUGACCUUAAUUUUCCCAGAAUGCCAGGCAAGUACACCACAGCAUUUGAUUAGCCUCAUUUCGUAGCUUCCUCGAGUGUAAACCCUGUGUAUACUCGGGGUAGCCUACUGGAAUGGCCCCAUUGAUGAUAGGAAUUCGCAUGGAAAUACAUGUAUGUACUUAUCGGCAUUGUUGGGCCAAUCAUGCACUGGCUCACUGACUCUGUAAUUGAGAUUGAGGCGGUGUUUCAGUGACAUCUGAAUUCCAUUUUCCAUUGAGCGCCAAUUCUUGGAUGCAUACCACAUGAAUACACUGCAAGUUAGUGCACAACUGCACAUUCAUUUGGGAGUUGUGCAAAUUUGGCUUUGCGAACCAAUGCGCGCAGUACCACAGUGCCCUUGAUUUGCUUGUUUGCCACACAUUAUCCCCUGUAAAAUGUAUGGCAUUAUAUGAAAACUAUUCUGUCCUUUUAAUGAAUAGAAACGGAAAUGAAAGAAGUCCUUGAAUUAUUAUUUUGCUAAGAGCAUACACGUAUGUUUUUCCUUUUGGGUUGAUUGUUUAGUUAAAAUAUAAGAUUUACUAGCAGUUAUUUUAUUGGCUAUGUAAACUACUUGAUAAUGAUAUGUGUAUGUCGUCACACACCAAAACACAGCUCUGCUUACCUGUAAAUUAGUGUCGGUUUUCAUAACCCAUUCAAUCGGUUAAAGGCAAUUUUUUUGUGCUAGUGUUCAGACUAAGUAUCCAUUGACAUUUAUUAACCAUUAGCAUUUGUAUUAUAUUGUACUCCACUGUAUUUACUCCUUCAUGAACCCAUAAAACAUGAAGUAUUGCUUUAGAUAAAGCAGAAUUGAUGCACAUGUAUUAAGUACAUGUAUCCUUUUAAAACAUGACAUUGUGAUCCAACGAGAUCAAUGAUGAAGUUUAGGUCAAGCUGCAAAUCUUGUACAUGUAAUACUUUCAUGGCAUUUAUUUGCUAAAAGAAUUUAUUACAAAACAGUCAUCAACGGAAGGUAAAUGUUAAUGCGGCAUUCUAAAUGCCAGUGUCAUUUGCAUAUGUACAGCACAUAAUAAAAUGUCAAACACCAUGUUUAACAAUCAUGGUGCCAACUGAAAAUA
This is a messenger RNA of Patiria miniata (bat star), 3708 nucleotides long. RefSeq names its product protein CDV3 homolog. The record is from RefSeq and is a predicted model, not a curated record. NCBI's taxonomy places the organism in Eukaryota, Metazoa, Echinodermata, Asteroidea, Valvatida, Asterinidae. Gene Ontology annotation, cellular component: cytoplasm. Bases 151 to 918 code for a protein of 255 amino acids. The transcript has 5 exons.